Molecule: messenger RNA, 9792 nt
Organism: Xiphophorus maculatus (southern platyfish)
Lineage: Eukaryota; Metazoa; Chordata; Actinopteri; Cyprinodontiformes; Poeciliidae
Product: NLR family CARD domain-containing protein 3-like
Exons: 21
Coding region: 6496-9312 (938 amino acids)
Molecular function (GO): protein binding
Source: RefSeq, a predicted model, not a curated record
UGGUGGUUACAGUCAGCUGACUUACUGAAGGGCGACAGAGCAAAUGGCUUCGUUCUCACAGGUUCCCAGGUUUAAUCCUGGUCCUUCCCUCAGAUAACUGCAUCACAAACAUCCACCAAGAGCGAAUUGAUGGAGUGAUGAGUGAUGGAGGCUGCGGUGUGGGAUCGCCCUAGAGGAAGAUGCUAAAGGUACAAAAAUAGUGUACACAUCAGAAGGUGAGCUCCUCCUCCUCCUCACCUGUGUCAAGCUGAUCACCUGCAGCGCCUCCAUUGUGUGACGCAGACAUCUCAGCAGCAGAUCCAUUAAUCCUGUUGGAUGUGGUUCGUCCUUCCUGGUGGUAUGCUGACGUUACCCUGGAUACCGUGGCUCUUGAUACAUCACAAAGACUUGCUGUCUUGGUCACAGAUGCGCCAGCAAGACGUGCACCAACAAUUUGUCCUCUUUUGAACUCUGAUUAACUACAGUUUAGAAGAUGCAUUUUCCUGUGAAGAAAAUAAUUAGAGUCAUGGUCCAAUACAUUUGCCCCAAGAAGACGGCCAUCUCCAAAAUUGCAGUCAAUAAUGAACAUGGAUCUUCACAUGAAAAAUGGUCUCUCAUCCAGAGAAAGGGUCCUUUAUGGAAGGAAGAUCCAAUGAAGAUGGAAGAGAAUCCACUCUCAACCCAGCGCAACCUGCCUAUGACCAAGAACUGCUAUCCAGUUGAAACUGAUAAGUGUGGGCCACUUUACAUAAGAUUUAAUGGUGUCCACCGGAGGAAGUUCUUUUGGAACAUGCUUGGAACAAACUAUUCAACAGCUCGCCAACAUCACAUGUCAGCAGUGAAGAACCUUUCAUCUCCGCUCCUAGGUUCUCAGCUUACCUUAGACAGAAGUAGGAGCAGGAAUUAUGGACCAGAUUAUGCAGAGACAAACUUCCCUUGUGCAGUGAGUGACCUUAUCAAGAUUCUUCCAAAGUUCUGGAGUGAAACUGGAUUUGCAAGCAGCAUACUGAAUGAAGUCCAAAAGCUGGGAUUCUGGGUUCCUUCUGAACCCAGAAUGUCUGUGAGCAGGAAUGAGUUUCAAGAUUUUUCUCUAGAUCCUGGAUCAGCAGACCAAAGACCAGAGUCUCCAGUUUCCAGUCUGCUGACCAUGAAGAGCAACAAAUCCAAGGAGGAGCCUCUUUGGUUCAGGAAUGAGUCGGAUCUCAGCAAACUUUGCCAAGGCCGUAAAAUGGAUGUUCUUGUUGAGGAAGUGGAAAACAGAAAUAUUUUAGUGUUACAAUGGCUGUUCGAGAAUCAUCAGUUCAAUGAUGAAGAUCAAGAGGUCACCAAAGAACCCGGACCUUCAUGGCCAGAGAGCUAUCUCAUUGGUUCAGCUGCAAGUUCAGGUUGGUCCAGCCCUGCUUCUCUGAGUGAUGACUCUGGGUAUUCAGAAAUCCUCUCCUGUCCUGAAAACCAUCUUUUAGUGUCUGGAAUGACUGAAGUCUGGGUGUUGACUGUUUGUGUGGACAACAACAAGGACAGACCAGCAUCUCCAUUCUGCAGUUGUCUGUCUGAGAUCAGUGUUUGGUCCACAGAUGAACUUCCUGUCUUCGCUAAUGAACCUGGCCAUUAAGUUUCUAGCAUCAACUCACCCAGUAAGGAUAAUAGCAAGCAUCACGGGUGGCAAAGACAUAUGAAUGUCUGGUUUUCAAGAAGUCUCCACCACAUCACACAAAGAUGAACUUCAACAUGUAUUGCUGACAGCUUCAAUGUAUCAAUGUUCUCCUAGUAAACAGAUUUUGCACUUUUUGAAAUUCUAAAUCCUUUUAAACUGUUGGGAUCUAAUUGAAUUUCUUCAAAGCCUAAUUCAGCAUUUGAAACAUUAAAUAAUCCUUAAGGAAAGGGAAUAACAUACAUUUGUUCUAUCUUUGGCCUUUGGUCAAAUGUAAUGUUUGUACAAUCUGACCGAUGUAUAUAUGUAAUUACUAAAUAAUGUACUCACAUUUAGUGCUUUUCAUAAUAGCUGAGUAAUUAUUGAGCCAACUUUGUGGUUCAACUUUUUAAUGAUUCACCUAAUUUCUACUUGUAAGAAAGAAGUUUGGUGGAAAUCUAACAUAAGAAAACAAAUUACUUUAUUUAUUCGCCUGAUGGACUUUAUCUCAAUACGCCAGUGAGAAUAUUACAUUCCAUCCUUUGUGUUUACAAAUACAGUGUAUUUUGUCUUCAGCUUGUCUAGUCUCAGAGUAAAGUUAGUAUUUCUUUCUGAUUGAGAAGAGUGAGAGAAGUUUUAAGAUAUAGAGAAGGUUGCAUUAGAACUUAUGUACAAUACUUUGUAGUGUAUUGCAUUACAAUGUUUAUAAAUUCAUUCCUUUACUUUUAUAACUUAAACUGUUUUCAUGUUUGUUGAAAAGAUAUCUUGAAUAAAGUGUGUUUUAUAUCUGAUUUUUUUAUUUGUAGAUUUCUCUGAAUAUAUCUUUAAAAGUUGGAAUGUGAUGUGUGUAAGAGUCAAAUUUAAUUAACAAAUUAAUCAGCAAUAGAAUAUUGUUACAGUAUAAAGGUCUGAGCAGAUGCAAAACCCAUGGCUGAAAUCAUAGACUCAUUCUGCUUGGAGUGUGUUCUGUCACAUGUUUCACUUUGUAGCACAAAAAAAAGUAAGCAGACAUGAACAAUUUAAGCUUUUUAUUUGAGUAAUUUAUCUGUUUCGGGUAAUAGAACGUAAUUAAACAAAUGUUGGAUCCAAGCCACUCUGUCUCUUGGAAAAAAGUUAUUACCACCUAAAUAUCAAUAAUCGAUUGUUCCUUCUUCGGCAGUCAAAGCUGCCAUCAAAUGUUCCUAGUAACUAGUAAUGACUGUUUAACAUCAAUGUGGAGGAGUUUUUACCCACUAUGCUUUGCUGAAUUGUUUUUAUUCAGCAUGAAUAGUCUGCUCAAUGUCUAUCUCUCAGUCAGAUUUAAGUCCAGUAUUUGGAUUUAGUCCAGUAUUACACUCCAAAAAGUUGCAUUUUUGGGGCCAUUUGACCAUUCAGCUCCUGCAAAACUCAAAUGAGCUUGAGCAUAAUUUUACUCAACUGAGGCAGUGACGCCUGCAGAGCUUUGGAUGUUGACUUCCUGGCGUUCACUACUGUUUUUGAAUCUCCUUGGAUCGGUGCACUACGCAUUGCUUUGUGACAUAUUUUAUGAUGAUGUUCAGUUGCUUUCCUUCAAAACUGGACAAGUUUGAUUUUUUCUUGUGAUUAUCAUGUUCAAGUGGGAUAUUUUCAUCUGUAAGACUACACCAUACACACAGUAGAACACAAAUGCUUUUAUUAUUAAAAUUGAUCCCUUAUACUACUAAAGGAAAACUGUCAUUAUGGACAAAAUUCAAGAUUUGGAAAGUUACAUUUCUGAAUACAUUUCUAAAUGUAAGCAAUGGGUAAAAAUGCAGGGAUUAUUUGUACUUUGUUAUGCAGAUUGAAUACAAAAUUACUAUGAUUUGUAGUUAUGGAAUGUGCAUUCUAUAACUACAAAUCAUGGGUUACUUUUUGGUCCUUCGAUUUGGAAGAACGCAUCUGUGUGUUCACAUGCUGUGAGCACACAUGUGACUGAUAUGUGACGUGUGCUCACAUUUGCUGCAGUAUGACCAAAGAAAAUGAUUACAUUUGCUUUUCAAAACACAAAGAAUUUCAAGAAAAGAAAGAGGAAAGUAAAAAUACAAAGAAAAACUGACGCACAAACUCUUUACAAAAUAAUCAUCACUGCUCAAAAUUCACUGAACCAGCAGCCGAUAAAGAGGGAAAAUAAGACUCAUGUUUUAUGGUCAUCAGUACUAGAGAAAAUAUUUCCACUUGGUUCCGGUAAUCUGUUGUCCCUGUGUCAUCCCUGUUGGCUAGAUGAUUUCUGUAAAUCCCACUGAUUCUACUGGUUUUGGAAUUUGGGGAAUUUCCAUGGUUGCCUGGGCUAAUAAUAAUAAUGCAAUGCCUAAUAAUUUAUUAUUAUGCCCAGGAUGUGUUUUUAUAAUAAGUAGGCUUUUUAAUAUCUGAUGCUUUGAUUAAUUACUUUUAUUCAGAUGCUCAUAUAUAGAAAAAUAGUUUUUAAAAGACAAAUAUUGUCUUAAAUGUAUUAUAUAAUUAUUAUUCAGUGUGUAAGCAGAUUAGAUUUUAGGAAAUGGGUAUCAUUGCAUGGCUGCACUUAGUAACUUUAUUAGUUUAUUAUAAUGAAUCUUAGUUUAAUACCAAGUAGUUUUGGUUGAGUAAUUAACUGUCUUUCCAUUAACUUUUGCAUUUUGUGGUGAACAAAAAGCUACAUUCUGAAAUAUUUAUCCCAGUUCUAAACAUGGUCUGCACCAGAUCUUCACCAUCACUGGAGAAUCUGUGAAUCAUCAGACUGGGAUCUCUGGAAGCUCUGGUCUGAACGUCUUCCAGCCUUCGGUCCUGGACUUCCUCAAGGGAGAGCAGAGGUCAGAGGUCAGUUGACUCCUUCAGGCUGGCAGCAGCAUGAAGGUCCAUGGAUUCACUGAAGCCUCUUAUCAACAUACAUCUGGUCUAUGUGGACUACAGGUAGAGAACCCAUGAACUAAAGUAAAAGUAAAAAGUGCAGCACAGUAAAAAUACUCCUAAAAGUAUUUUUCCCCCCAAAGUGUUACUUAAGUAAAUGUAACUAUUUAUUACCCAAUUCUGAUCUGGACCAAAAGAUCAGAGUUGAGUCCAUUACUGCUUCACUCCUCCAUUAGUGAAGCAGUAAUGGAAGAGAAGAUCCUCCAGGGGGCGCUCUGGGAGGUCAGUGUUAAGGUAGGUUACAGUCACAAUUCCCAGAUUCCUGAAUCUUUUCCUGACUGCUUUCAGUUCAGAGGAUCUUUUAGUUCCUUCCUGCAGAGAUUUGAACUUUCCACCAUGAUUCCUGUCUGACUCCAGCAGAGCAACAGCACAGAUGAUGCUUUCCAGAACAACUGAACCAGACAGGAAGGGUUGAUGGGUGCAGUUAGUUGGUUUGGACAGCAGAUGGCGCUGCUGCAGGGGGUGCAGAGAGAGGGCAGCAGCUUGCUGUAGGGACACAUAGAAGCAAACAUGAAUAUUUAACAUGUCCUGAACUCUUCAGCUUCUGUUUCCCUCAGAUUUCCCCUAAAGCAGCUUUAAGGUGAAAAACUGCUGCAGCUGGAGGAAUUCAGAAAAACCAACAUGAUGCUUUGCUUUCUGGCCUCCAGCUCCACAGUAGGGCUGGUAGUUUGGAGGUGGAUGUUGACCUGCAGCAGUCACCUCCACACCUGCUGUUUAUUACAUGAACGUCUCCAACCAACACAGAUCCUCAGCUGAGCUGCUGGAGGCUCUGGAACAACUCAGUGGGACAUUUGGAGACACUUUGGAGAAGAAGUCUCGUGAAAUGAGACUCAACUAAACCACAAUAUCCACAUCCAUACAAAUCUGACCAAGCCUGUUUUACUAGAACGUUACUGGAUCCGGAGCUCUGAUUGGGUUCUUUUUUCUGUUUGGUUAGAAAUAAAAACAUAAUUUAAGAUCAAGAUCUACUUCAGGUAGACAAUCAUGCAUCUAGAAAUGAAGUUGAAUAUCUGAAUUUAGAAAUACAAGUAGAAAUAAUAAAGCUGAACUAAACUAAACUAAGCUGAACAGAUCUUCUCCCAGUAUACCUUCUGAUAAAUUCCUGGUUUAUGGAGAAUUAAACUACUUCACACCAAAAUAUGAUGACAGGAAAUGAGCUGGAAACUGAGCCCAAACAUGAAGAAGUUUAAAUAUGAGCAAAGUGUUUCACAGCUCAUUUCAUUGUUGACACAAAGGGAAGAAAACAUGACAGUACAGGUACUUAAACUCACUCUGACAGGACAGGAGGCGGAGCCUCAGGUGAAUAUGGUCUCACCUGAGAACAGGAAGAACAGGUUCAGAUUUCAUUUAGCAACAACAGAACAGAGAGACAAAUCUGGAUCGGGGUGAGUUUUAAGUACUUUUUGUUUUCCUCUCACUGAAUUUUUUUUUCUGUGGCCUGUGAAGAGAAGCAGCAAUUUAGUCUGGUUCUCCAUCAGCUUUAAAUCUUUAUAUCUUCACAGAAAACAGUGUUUUUAUUUUCUGACAGACGGACACAAACUGACAAGCUGAGAAACAGAAAGUGAAAAUAUAUUGUUUUCUCAGUGAGAAUCUUGGACCAACCUGUUUGUCCUGAUUUUUUUAACUGAGUUCACAAUGAGUGUUCCUUUCAGGCUGACUGAAGCCACAAGAUGGAAGAUUGUGAGCAGGAACAGGAUGACAGAGCAGAACAGUCAUAAUAAUGAAGACAAAAAUAUUCCAAUAAAAAAGAAGUCAAUGUUCUGAUCCAAACCUCCAGAUAUGAUGAUUAAAGAUAAGAGCUUAGAUCCAAAGUCAGGAGCUGCAGAACCUUCUUUCCUGCAGUUUUUAGUUCUUUAGUCUUUUCUUUGGUUCUUCAUCCUGGCUGCUCUGACCCAAUGUCUGGAUUUCAGGCCUGAAACUGUGAGACUGACUGAACUCUUUCAGCCAUCUGAGGGGAAGCCCAAUAACAGCAGCUUUAGCCUCUCAGAUUGACUGAAGUCCAGAAAAUGGAAUGUAAGGAUCUAAAGAAAGACAGAGCAGAACCUCCAGGAUCCAUCUGUCCUUCUAUGAGGAGUGACUGGUCCAGACAAGAACCUCCAGACUUCAGUAAUGAACCUGGACCCUCCAACAAAAAUGUUGGUGAAGAGGAGCAGCUGUCCUGCUGUGCUUUGUGUCAGAAAGUUCUGAUGGAUCCAGUCUCUACCAGUUGUGGACACUGGUUCUGCAGACAGUGCAUCAGGUCAUCAGCUGGACUGCUGGCAGCCAAUCAGAGCAGCUGUUCUCCAGCAGAUGUUGGUCUGCAGGAGGUUCUAGAGGAACAUAAGAUCAGUCUGAGGUGGAGAUAUGAAUGUGUGACAGACAGAAGUGAUGAAACAGGAAGUAGAACCCUCCUCAACAGGAUCUACACUGAUCUCUACAUCACAGAGGAACAGAGUGAAGAGGUUAAUACCCAACAUGAGGUGAAGCAGCUGGAGAGAGCUUUCAAGAUCCAAAAGCUUUAUGGCACUCCAAUCAGGUGCCAUGACAUCUUUAAAGCCUUCCCUGAUCAACAUGGAGCCAUCAGAGUGGUUCUGACCAACGGCGUCGCUGGUGUUGGAAAAACCUUCUCAGUUCAGAAGUUCACUCUGGACUGGGCAGAGGGCUUGGAGAACCAAUCUGUCAGUGUGGUGGUUCUGCUUUCGUUCAGAGAGCUGAACUUGAUCAGAGAUGAGCAGCACAGUCUUCUCACGCUGCUCCAUGUUUUCCAUCCAACCCUCCAGAAGCUCCCAGCAGAGCAACUGGCUGUCUGCAAACUUCUCUUCAUCUUUGAUGGCCUGGAUGAAAGCAGACUUUCACUGGACUUCAACAACAGUCAGCUGGUUUCUGACGUCACACAGAAGUCAUCAGUCAAUGUUCUGCUGACAAACCUCAUCAAGGGGAACCUGCUUCCCUCGGCUCUGAUCUGGAUAACUUCCAGACCUGCAGCAGCCAAUCAUAUUCCCCCUUCAUUUAUUUCCAGGGUAACAGAAGUACGAGGCUUCACCGACGCCCAGAAGGAGGAGUACUUCAGGAAGAGGUUCAGUGAUGAAGAGCUGUCCAGCAGAAUCAUCUCCCACAUCAAGGCCUCCAGGAGCCUCCACAUCAUGUGUGGAAUCCCAAUCUUCUGCUGGAUCACUGCUACAGUUCUGGAGAACAGGUUGACCUCAGAGCAGAGAGGAGAGCUACCCAAGACCAUAACUGACAUGUACUCCCACUUCCUACUGGUCCAGACAAAGACAAAGAGCAAUAAGUACCAUGGAGUACAUGAGAGAAGUCCACAGGAGCUGAUGGAAGCUGACAAGGAAGUUCUUCUGAAGCUGGGGAGGCUGGCGUUUGAACAUCUGGAGAAAGGAAACAUUAUGUUCUACCAAGAAGACCUGGAGCAGUGUGGUCUGGAUGUCACAGAGGCCUCAGUGUACUCAGGAGUUUGUACAGAGAUCUUCAAAAGAGAGAAUCUGAUCUUCCAGAAACCAGUCUACUGCUUUGUUCACCUGAGCAUCCAGGAGUUUCUGGCUGCAGUCUACAUGUUCCACUGUUUUACCAAUAGGAACACAGAGGUGGUGGAGAAGUUCCUGAGGGAACAAGACACUGACAAGAAAAUAGAUGCGAUGGAGAGAAUCCUGCAACAAAAUUACUGUGAACCAUCUCUGGAGGACUUCAUGAAGAGAAUUUUGGAAAAAUCUCUCAGCAGUAAAAAUGGCCACCUGGAUCUGUUUGUCCGCUUCCUUCAUGGCCUCUCUGUGGAGUCCAACCAGAGACUCUUAGGAUGCAUGUCAGUUCAGACAGAGAACAUCCAUAGAGUCAUCAAAAAUCUGAAGGAGAUGAACAGCAAUAAAAUCUCUCCUGAGAGAAGCAUCAACAUUUUACACUGUUGGGUGGAAAUGAAGGACAUCUCAGUUUAUGAGGAGAUCCAACAGUUUCCGAAAUCAGAUAAUAGAUCAGAAAAGAAGCUCUCAGAGAUCCAGUGCUCAGCUCUGGCCUACAUGCUGCAGAUGUCGGAGAAUGUUUUGGAAGAGUUGGACCUGAAGAAAUACAACACAUCAGAGGAGGGAUGCCUGAGAUUGAUUCCAGCCCUGAGGAACUGCAAAAAGGCUCGACUUGCUGGCUGUAGACUCUCAGAGGUUGAAUGUGAAGUUGUGGCCUCAGCUCUAAAGGUGAACCCCUGCCAUUUGACUGAGCUGGAAAUAAGUGAGAUCUUUGGAGUGAGAGACAGUGGAAUGAAACAUCUGUGUGAGAUCCUGGAGAAUCCAGUGUGCAAAGUGAAGAUUCUGAGAUCGUGGAAGAGCAGUUUGUCAGAGAUCAGCUGUGCUGCUCUGGCCUCAGCUCUGAAGUCCAACCCGUCCCAUCUUACAGAACUGGGUCUGAGUGGGAACAGAGAUCUGAAAGAUGCUGGAGUGAAGGAGCUCUGUGGUUUUCUACAAACUGCUGAAUGCAGACUGCAGAUAUUGAUAUUGGAGGACUGCAGUUUGUCAGAGAUCAGCUGUGCUGCUCUGGCCUCAGCUCUGAAGUCCAACCCCUCCCAUCUCAGAGAACUGGAUCUUAGCCUUAAUGACUGCAACGAUGCUGGAGUGAAGGAGCUCUGUGGUUUUCUACUGACUCCUCUCUGUAAAUUACACACAUUGAGGUUGAUCAGCUGCAGGUUGUCACAGAUCAGCUGUUCUUCUCUGGUCUCAGCUCUGAAGUCCAACAGCCUCCAUCUGACUCAACUAAACCUGAGAGGAAACGGCCUGAAGGAGUCAGAUGUUCAACAGCUGGAGGAUCUUGUAACCAGUCCAGACAACCAACUCAAUUAUUUGUUUUGGUGAUUAACUUUAGAAAGAAGAGAAUCGUCUCUGUUUCCUGCUGAUCCUCAGAGGUUGAAGCUGCAGCAGUUUGAGUCUAAAGAGACUCUGACUGGAUCAUGAUGACCUUUGACCUGAAUGAUUUCCAUCCUGUUUAUUUCCUCCUGUCUGUCAUUUUGUAUCUAAUAUUGUUUUCUCUUUGGAUCGAUGAAGAUGAAAUUGUAACUCAUCUCCAUUUAGAGGCUUCAUGGAGUUUUGAUCUGAACUUGAUUCAGUUUUUAAAGUUUAUCAUUUUUCUCUGGUUCAUUUUCAUCCUGGAAGCAGAAAUAUGAAACAUAUUUCAGUUCAGCCGUUUCCAGGCUGCAUGUUUGCUUCAUUUGAAUUCAGUUUCUGAUGUUUGUGCAGCUCUGGUCUUUCUAUCUGCUGCUGUAAACGACUCAGUGAGGAAAUGAUGCAAUGAAACUUUUACUGAUGAUUUUAAAUAAAUAUUUUAAUUUCCUGGUA